Echinops telfairi (small Madagascar hedgehog) is the source of this 3179-nucleotide messenger RNA. RefSeq names its product solute carrier family 13 member 1 (gene SLC13A1). Gene Ontology annotation, molecular function: sodium:sulfate symporter activity. The record is from RefSeq and is a predicted model, not a curated record. Gene Ontology annotation, cellular component: membrane. NCBI's taxonomy places the organism in Eukaryota, Metazoa, Chordata, Mammalia, Afrosoricida, Tenrecidae. The coding region runs from base 1 to 1815 and encodes 604 amino acids. The transcript is spliced from 15 exons. Gene Ontology annotation, biological process: monoatomic anion transmembrane transport.
AUGACCAGAGGCGCCUCGCUGGGCAUGAUGAACCUCCUCAGUUACCUUUUUGUUUAUCGCCGGCUUCUUCUAGUAGUUUUCGCCCUGUUGAUUUUCCUGCCCCUGCCCAUUCAGCUUGGCACCAAGGAAGCAGAAUGUGCGUACACCCUCUUUGUUGUUGCAGUAUUCUGGCUCACAGAAGCAUUGCCUCUGUCAGUAACAGCGAUGCUGCCGGCUUUAAUGUUCCCCGUGCUUGGGGUCAUGCCUUCAAAAACGGUGGCAUCUUCUUAUUUCAAAGACUUCCACCUACUGUUAAUUGGAGUCAUCUGUUUAGCAACAUCCAUAGAAAAAUGGAGUUUACACAAGAGGAUCGCUCUGAGAAUGGUGAUGAUGGUGGGUGUGAACCCGGCAUGGCUGACACUGGGGUUCAUGAUCAGCACUGCCUUCUUAUCUAUGUGGCUUAGCAACACCUCCACUGCUGCCAUGGUGAUGCCCAUCGUGGAGGCUGUGGCACAGCAGAUCAUCAGUGCUGAAGCAGAGGUGGAGGCCACUCAGAUGACUUAUUUCAAUGGAGCGACCAACCCUGGAUUGGAACUUGAUGAAAAUGUUAAUGGACAUGAAAUAAAUGAGAGGAGAGAGAAAACAAAGCCAGCUCCAGGAUGCUCUACUGAUGAAGGCAAAAUUUCAGACAAGACGGAAGUGGAAAAGACCUCAAUUACAACAACCAAAUAUAGAACAAGGAAAAACCACAUGAUGUGCAAACUUAUGUGCUUGUGCAUUGCGUAUUCUUCUACUAUCGGUGGUCUGACCACGAUCACUGGCACCUCCACCAACUUGAUCUUCGCCGAGCAUUUCAAUACGCGCUAUCCUGACUGCCGCUGCAUCAACUUUGGGUCCUGGUUUAUGCUUUCCUUCCCAGCUGCUCUCAUCAUUCUCCUCUUGUCCUGGAUAUGGCUUCAGUGGCUCUUCUUGGGACUCAAUGUGAAGGAGAUGUUAAAAUGUGGCAAGACCAGAACAGCCAAAGAAAAAGCAUGUGCCGAAGUGAUUUACCAGGAAUACAAAAAACUGGGGCCAUUAAGGUAUCAAGAAAUUGUGACCCUGGUCCUGUUUGUUCUCAUGGCUGUGCUGUGGUUUAGCCGAGAUCCUGGGUUUGCUCCUGGUUGGUCUGUGCUUUUCUCAGAGUAUCCAAAUUUUGCUACUGAUUCAACGGUUGCCUUACUUAUAGGACUCCUAUUCUUUAUUAUCCCAGCCAAGAGACUAACUAAAACUAAACCCACAGGAGAAACUGUUGCUUUUGAUUACUCUCCACUGAUUACUUGGAAAGAAUUCCAGUCAUUCAUGCCCUGGGACAUAGCCAUUCUUGUCGGUGGAGGGUUUGCCCUGGCAGAUGGCUGUCAGGUGUCCGGGCUCUCCCAGUGGAUAGGAAAUCAAUUAUCUCCUUUAGGUUCCUUACCGGUGUGGCUGAUAAUUCUGAUCACUUCUUUGAUCGUUACAUCUUUAACAGAGGUAGCCAGCAACCCAGCCACCAUAACUCUCCUUCUCCCAAUAUUAUCUCCAUUGGCUGAAGCCAUUCAAGUGAACCCUCUUUAUAUUUUGAUACCGUCUACUCUGUGUACUUCAUUUGCGUUCCUCCUACCUGUUGCAAACCCACCCAAUGCUAUUGUUUAUUCAUAUGGACACCUCAAAGUUAUUGACAUGGUUAAGGCUGGACUUGGUGUGAACAUUGUGGGUGUUGCUGUGGUGAUGCUUGGCAUGUUCACCUGGAUUGUACCCCUGUUUGACCUCCACACUUAUCCUGCUUGGGCUCCUGUGGUGAACAAUGCGACCCUGCCAUGACCGGCGAUAUCAUUUGAUCCUCUGGUGAGUGAUGGAGCCAUUGCAAAUUCACUGCACAAUUUGGCUCUGGAUGACUAAGACAUUCAAAUCAUACCUGGUAUAGCUUUGAUGGUCCAGAGAGACCCACAAUCAAAACUCAAUUGUCCAUAUCUGCUUUGAGAUACAACCUAAUCACAUUCUACGUGUUUUCCUCAAGAAUUUUGGGAUUGAGAUUUUGCUUGUGGACCAUAUACAUCUUGCUGUAUUAACAAUUUGAACUUUGAAUUGAUUAAAACAUUUGAUUCAUCCUAAAGGUUCAGCUGAACAUUUCAAACUUUAUCUUAUUUCAGAAACUCCCUAGGAAACUAGAUGGAAGAGUUGAAAUACUUAAAUUAAUUAGUAUCUGGGGAAAUAUUUUCUGUCAUUUCUCAAAGGGAGUUUUCUGGAAAAACUAAACAAAACAACAACAACACAAACUAAUGCCUUGGUCAGUCAUCUGGUGGUGCAGAUAAAACCAUUAGUGUAAAUUAACUCUGAAUACCCUAAUUUUAAAAUACCCCAUUCUUAGUAUAUAAAUAAUAUAAAAUUAAAAAUGGAAGUAGUAGUUCUAAUAGGAUAGCUGAGUUCUAACCGCAAAACAACAGAAAACUCAUAGAUUAGAAUUCAUUUCUCAUUGACCAUAUGGCUGGAUUAAUUUAAUAUAAUUCAUACCUUCAUGAGUUUAGUGUGCUAAGAAAUGCAUUUUGUAAAGGUUUGAUAUGAUUUGGAUUAUUGACACAGUACAGAUAAAAAGGAAAACUAAACUCUGUUGAACUAUUAACACAUUUCUGUUUAUGUGUAAUAACUUUGCUAACAUGUCUUAUUUUUGAAAUUCAUAUAUGUUACAAAAGGAGAUACAGAAAAUGUAAAUGAAUUAUCAUUGCAUAUUUAGAGCCAGAAAAAGUCAUUAAACUGUUAUAUAAAAAUUGAAAUGGAAGUUCAGGAACAAAAUAAAGAAUAAAGUAAGGUCUGCAGUACUCUUGGGUAACCAUUGGACUGUUAACCACAAGAUGAGCAGUUCAAAGCCACCAGCCACUCUGUGGGAGAAAGAUGAGGCUACUUACUUACAGAUUUUGGAAACCUUGUACUGGGUUACUAUGACUCAGAAUUGUUUCCAUGACAAUUGGUUUGGAUUUUAAAUUGGUAUUUUAUAUUAAGUUAGAGGAAAAAUAGGAAUUGAGAACAAAACAACGUAUGCAAGUAAGAAAAGUUUGAGAGACUAGAACACAGAAAUUCCCAUAAAAUGGAAGACAAGGUUUAAAAAAUACUUUGCUCAUUUUAAUCUUUAUUGGCACCUUUUUACAGAUAUUAGACCUUUGGGGCAAAUAAAAUAACUUGUAACAUUA